Plasmodium malariae is the source of this 612-nucleotide messenger RNA. Its product is annotated as Plasmodium exported protein, unknown function. Lineage: Eukaryota; Apicomplexa; Aconoidasida; Haemosporida; Plasmodiidae. Bases 1 to 612 code for a protein of 203 amino acids. The record is from RefSeq and is a predicted model, not a curated record. The transcript has 2 exons.
AUGGCACAAACAAUUAAAUUUUUGUCUUUUAAUAAAAUUUUUUCAUUUGUCCUAUUAAUAUGGAUAUGGAAAUACUCCUUUGAAGAAACUACCUCAGGAAUAUUAAGUUAUAAGAAAAUCAAUCUAAAUACAUUAGAUGUAAGGAUAAGAAGAUUAUUAAGUGAAGAAACAAAUUUAAAUGGCCAACAGAGACAAACAUAUUUAAGGGAAAGAAGAAGAAACACAAUAGGUGAAGGAGAAUAUCCGUUUAAAUAUGGAUUAAAUACAUCGUUAGAAAAUUAUAGCAAAAAAAAACAGUGUAAAAAAAAUGUGAAUGAUGAAGUUCAAAAUUCAUCUAAUUCAUUAUAUUCUAGAUAUAGUUUCCAAAAAUCCCAAGGUUCAAUAAAUUAUAUUGAUCAUAAUAGUACAGAUUCAGUAAGCUUUGAAGAAGUACUUCGAAGAAAAUAUUAUAUUCCAGAAAAAAAAAGUAGAAAAUCAUCCAUAAAACAAUAUUUGAAGGAAGUAGAUAAAAAAUUAGAUAGAUAUACAAUAAAUAUAUUACGGUAUAAGUUAGGUUUUGAUUAUAGGGGUUUGGAGUUGAUGCCUUUUCUUCAUAUGUUUAGAAGAAAAUAG